UGCUGGUUGCUAGCUGCCGCCGCUCGCCCUGCGGCCCGGCCGCUUCAUUGUCACCUGGGCCUCGGAGCCGGCGCCAGGGCCGCGGCGCAAGGUUGCCCGCCCAGAGCCUGAGCCCCGGGCGUUCCAGCUCGGAGGGCCGCGCACAGUGCCCCGCCGGCCGGCCCCGCAGGCUUCGCGCCCCAGGCCCGGCUCGCGCAGGCCCUGCUCAGCCUCCAUGAAGGGCUCCCGGGCCACCAGCGGUCCCUCCGGCGCCCCUGAGGGCAGCUCAGAAGGGGUGGACCUGAGCCUGACCGGCCUCCCUCCACCCGUGACCUGGCGCCCCAACAGUGCCUCCACCGCCAAGCCCAUUGCUCGCUCCUUCUCUGUGGUCACGGGCAGUGAGCCGAGAAGGAAGGCGCUGGAGGGGCCUGGAGGUUCCCGAACCAUCAACAACCUUCGUAGAUCUAACAGCACCACGCAGGUCCACCAGCCGCCAGCCCGCCAGGCCUGGACCGGCCCCUUCAGGCCGGCUGGGCGCCCCCACUUCCUGACCCUCUUCGAGGGCAGCUCUGCUGGGACAAAGAGGCUGGCUGGUCUGAGCAAGGCUCCCAGCGAGAAGGGAGCCACGUGGAACGUCCUGGAUGACCAGCCCAGGGCUUUCACCUUGCCACCCGACUCCCAGAGUCCUAGCACCGUCGACGCACCGGUGGGCCCACGGAAGAGGGAGUGCACCGUUCCUCUGGCCCCCAACUUCACUGCCAACAACAGGAGCAAUAAGGGCGCUGUGGGCAACUGCGUCACCAGCAUGGUGCACAACCACUACACACCCCCGGACAAGGCGCCGCCCCCCAAGAGCUCCAACCACAUGGCUCCCUCCCUCAACAAUAUCCUCAAGGCGGCCACCGGUGGCGGGGAGAGCAGCAGCUCUGCGAAGCCACACAAGAACUUGGCCGGCAGCAGCCACGUGGCCCAGAACAACGCCGGGGGCGCCCCGGGCCCGCUCAGACGGAAGGAGGUGACAGAGGAGGAGGCCGAGAGGUUUAUCCACCAGGUGAACCAGGCUGCUGUCACCAUCCAGCGAUGGUACCGCCAGCAGGUGCGGCGGCGCCGAGCCCGAGCUGCCCGCCGAGAGCACCUGCUAGCAUCAAAGCAGGAGGAGCAGCGGCAGCAGCUGGGAGAGGGGAUCCUGGGCCUGCACCAGCAGAAGGAGGCGGCCAGGAGGAAGGUCCGGGAGGAGAAGGCACGCCAGGCCAGGCGAGCGGCCAUUCAGGAGCUGCAGCAGAAGCGAGCCCAGAAGUCAGGUGACCCUGAGCCUGGGCUGCUGAAGGAGGCCUGGGAGAUGGAGAAGCCCCGGCCCGCCCGGGAGCCAGCCCCCAGACCGGGGGGCACCGCUCACGCCCCGCAGACCCACAAGGCCAACAACACCGGGGCUGGCUUCCGAACCGCGGGCCCAGAGGAACCCUGCCAGUCUGCUUCCAACUCAUCCCCAGAGCCCCGGAAAUUUCCAGAAGACAAGCCUCAGGGUGCCAGCUCCCGGGAUGUGGCCAGUGAGGAUCUGGAGGUGGUGGGUCCUGCCAGGGGCAGGGCCAAGUCCAGGGCGACCCUCGAUGAGCUGCUGGACACGCUCAAGCUGCUGGAGGAGGAGCCCGAGCCACUGUCCUGCCCCAGGGCCUACCACAAGGACAAAUACUCCUGGACCGACGAGGAGGAGGACGAUGCCAGCUCGCUGACUGCUGACAACCUGGAGAAAUUUGGAAAGCUCAGCACGUGCACCGGUCCCCCUGAAGAUGGGACUUUGCUGUCCGAGGCCAAGCUGCAGAGUAUCAUGAGCUUUCUGCACGAGAUGGAGGUGGAGAAGUCGGGGCAGGACCGGCCAGCCUCAGCCCCCCAGGGGCUGGUGUCACAGGAGGGGUGCCUGGAGCUCGCGUCCAUGGGGAGCACAUCUGUAAUGCGGCUGAAGCUAGAGGUGGAAGAGAAGAAGCAGGCCGUGGGGUUGCUGCAGAGAGCUCUGGUGCAGCAGCGGGACCUGACCGUGCGGCGGGUCAAGGAGACCAAGAAGGAGCUGGGCCGGCAGCUGCGCCAGCAGAGGGACCACUACGAGGCCACCAUCCAGCGGCACCUGGCCUUCAUCGACCAGCUGAUUGAGGAAAAGAAGGUGCUGGCCGACAGGUGUGAGGCUGCGCUGGCCGAGUUGAAGCAGGGGAGCGACAGGCAGAAGGACAGGGAGGCCCAGGUGCAGGAGCAGCACGAGCUGGAGAUUAAGAAACUCAAAGAACUAAUGAGCGCCACCGAGAAAGUCCGCAGGGAGAAAUGGAUCAAUGAGAAAACCCGAAAAAUCAAGGAGAUUACAGUCCGAGGCCUGGAGCCUGAGAUCCAGAAGCUGAUCGCCAAGCACAAGCAGGAGGUGAAGAAGCUCAAGAGCUUGCACGAGGAGGAGCUGCUGCAGGCGGACUCGCGGGCGGCCCAGCGCUUCGGGCGCCAGGUGGAGGAGCUUCGGGAGCAUCUGCAGCGGGAGAAGGAGGCACUGGGCCAGCAAGAGCGGGAGCGCGCCCAGCAGCGCUUCGAGCAGCACGUGGAGCAAGAGCAGCGGGCCCUUCAGCAGCAGCGGCGGCGGCUCUACGGAGAGGUGGCCGAGGAGAAGGAGCGGCUGGGCCAGCAGGCGGCCAGGCAGCGGGCGGAGCUGGAGGAGCUGCGGCAGCAGCUGGAGGAGAGCAGCGCGGCCGAGGGCCGGGCUCUCAGGGCCGAGUUCGAGAAGGGGAGAGAGGAGCAGGAGUGCCGGCACCAGAUGGAGAUGAAGACCCUGAAGGACCAGUUGGAGGCCGAACGACAGAUGUGGGAGGCCAGCUGCGCCAAGAAGGAGGAAGCAUGGGUACUGAACCGGGAACGUGAGCUGAGGGAGGAGAUCCGGAGAGACCGGGAUAAGGAGAUCGAGCUGGUUAUCCAUCGGCUGGAGGCCGACAUGACGCGCGCCAGGGAGGAGAGCGAGAGGGCCGCAGAGAGCCGCGUCCAGCGCAUCCGGGACAAGUACAACACGGAGCUUUCAGAGCUGGAGCAGUCGGAGCGGAAGCUGCAGGAGCGGUGCACCGAGCUGAAGGGGCGCCUUGGGGAGGCAGAGGGGGAGAGCGAGCGUCUGCAGGGCCUGGUGCGGCAGAAGGAAAAGGAGCUGGCCCACCUGACGGCGGUGAACGAGCAGCUGGUCAGCGAGAGGGGCAGCCUGGCCGAGGUGCUCCGCCGGGAGUUCGCGGACCAGCUGGCAGCCUCCGAGGAGGAGACCCGGCAGCUCAGGGCCGAGCUGGCUGAGCUGAGGGCCCGCCAGAGGCUGGAGCUGGAGCAGCUCACGCGGGAGAAGCAGGCCGAGCUGCAGGAGGUGCACGGGAGGGUGAAGGUGGCCCUGGCGAAGAAGGAGGAGGCCGUGCGCAGCCUCCGGAAACAGCAUGAGGCCGCGGUGAAGCGGGCCGACCACCUGGAAGAGCUGUUGCAGCAGCGCAGGUGGCCUUUCCCAAGCGCCAAGUGACCACCCGCCGCCCACAGCCCGGACGGGCCGACAACAGCCAGGCUGGGGGUCCCUGGUGCGAGGUGGACCCCAGCCCGGCCCCACCGCCCCCUUCCGUCCCUGUGUCCGGGGCUCAGUCAUCCUGACGCUAGAGCGCCGUGGCUGCAUUUGAACAGUAAA
Zalophus californianus (California sea lion) is the source of this 3652-nucleotide messenger RNA. It is a transcript of the gene CEP131, whose product is annotated as centrosomal protein 131. Gene Ontology annotation, cellular component: centriolar satellite. The transcript is spliced from 26 exons. Gene Ontology annotation, biological process: cilium assembly; intraciliary transport involved in cilium assembly; regulation of centrosome duplication. The coding region runs from base 215 to 3493 and encodes 1092 amino acids. The record is from RefSeq and is a predicted model, not a curated record. Gene Ontology annotation, molecular function: protein binding. NCBI's taxonomy places the organism in Eukaryota, Metazoa, Chordata, Mammalia, Carnivora, Otariidae.